Vanderwaltozyma polyspora DSM 70294 is the source of this 1224-nucleotide messenger RNA. RefSeq names its product high-affinity iron permease FTR1 (gene FTR1). Bases 1 to 1224 code for a protein of 407 amino acids. The record is from RefSeq and is a predicted model, not a curated record. Gene Ontology annotation, biological process: iron ion transmembrane transport. Gene Ontology annotation, cellular component: plasma membrane; high-affinity iron permease complex. The transcript has a single exon. Gene Ontology annotation, molecular function: ferrous iron transmembrane transporter activity. NCBI's taxonomy places the organism in Eukaryota, Fungi, Ascomycota, Saccharomycetes, Saccharomycetales, Saccharomycetaceae.
AUGGGUAAUAAGGUAUUUAACGUUGCUGUGUUUUUUGUCGUGUUCAGAGAAUGUCUGGAAGCUGUAGUGAUCUUAUCUGUUCUUCUAUCAUUUUUGAAACAAUCCAUUGGUGUCAAAGAUAAAAAACUGCAUAAAAAAUUAGUUAUACAAGUAUGGACUGGUGCUGCCACUGGGUUUAUUAUCUGUUUAGGUAUUGGAGGUGGGUUUAUUGGUGCUUAUUAUAAAUAUCAAAAGGAUAUUUUUGGUUCUGCAGAAGAUUUAUGGGAAGGUGUAUUUUGUAUGAUUGCUACCAUUAUGAUUUCAAUGAUGGGUAUACCAAUGUUAAGAAUGAACAAGAUGCAAGAGAAAUGGAGAGUGAAGAUUGCUAGAUCAUUAGUAGAGGUGCCAAAAAGAAAAAGAGACUAUUUUAAAUUAAGUUUUAUUGCUAAACGUUAUUCUAUGUUUUUGUUACCUUUUAUUACUGUAUUAAGAGAAGGUUUAGAGGCUGUCGUUUUCGUUGCUGGUGCCGGUAUUACUACUCAGGGCUCGCAAGCAAGUGCAUACCCAUUACCUGUAUUUGUGGGAUUGAUUGCUGGUGGUUUAGUAGGGUUCCUAUUAUAUUACGGUGCUUCACGUUCUUCUUUACAAGUGUUUUUAGUCAUCUCAACCGGUAUUCUAUAUUUAAUCUCAGCUGGUUUAUUCUCUAGAGGUGCUUGGUUUUUCGAAAAUUACAGAUUUAACAAAGCCACCGGUGGUGAUGCUUCGGAAUCUGGUGACGGUAAUGGUUCUUAUAAUAUUAGGCAAGCUGUCUACCAUAUCAAUUGUUGUAAUCCAGAGUUAGAUAACGGUUGGGAUAUUUUUAACGCAUUGCUGGGUUGGCAAAAUACUGGCUACUUGGCUUCUGUCCUUGCAUACAAUUUAUAUUGGCUAUGUCUAAUCAUUGUAUUAGGUUUAAUGAUUUUUGAGGAAAAAAGAGGACAUCUACCAUUCUGUCGUGAAUUGAAAAUGAAACAUUUGAACCCAGGGUACUGGAUAAAGAAUAAGAAGGCUAAAGAAUUGACAGAAGACCAACAAAUGGCAUUAUUAAAUAAGAUUGAUAAUUUAGAGUUUGAUGAAAAUGGUGAAAUUAUCAAUGAAUUAAAUAACGCUGUAACUAUGCCUGGAUCAUCAGGUAGUGAUCGCGAUUCAAAAACAGAUGCUAACAAGAAGGAUGCUGAAGUCAAAACCCAUAUAUUUGAGGAAUAA